This is a messenger RNA of Alternaria hordeiaustralica, 621 nucleotides long. RefSeq lists its product as uncharacterized. Bases 1 to 621 code for a protein of 206 amino acids. The transcript is spliced from 3 exons. The record is from RefSeq and is a predicted model, not a curated record. Gene Ontology annotation, molecular function: oxidoreductase activity. Lineage: Eukaryota; Fungi; Ascomycota; Dothideomycetes; Pleosporales; Pleosporaceae.
AUGAAGGCCAUCCACAUCGACAGAUUCGUCUCUAACGUGACAGACCUCAAACCUUCCACCAUCCCAAAUCCAUUCUCAAAAUCGUCGCAAGAUAUUCACAUCAAAAUCACCCACGCAGCCGUAACACACGUCGACCUCCUCUACGCCCAAGGCCUGCACCAAAACAACCGUAGACACGUCCAACCGCCCUUCAUCCUAGGCACAGAAUACGCCGGCAUAACAACCCAUAGCCCCCCUUCCUCUUCUUUCCCGCCCGGCACCCGCGUCUUCGGCGGCGGCCUAGGCACCUACGCAGAGCAAAUAUGCGUCUCUGAGCCAUCCAUCCGCCGCGUCCCCUCACAAUGGACCAACGCUGAAGCCUGCGCCGUUGGCGCAAGCGGUGCUCGGUUUGGAGAAGAUGGGAGAAGAGAUCCGCAACGGACUCAAGAUGUGUGGGACGGGUUCAUGAAGUUGGUUGAGGAUGGUAAGAUUCGGCCUGUCAUAUACAAGGAGGAUUACUGGGGGUUGGAGGCGGUUAGUAGAGCGCUGGAGGAUGUGAGGGAGCGGAAAGCUUGGGGAAGGGCUGUGAUAAGGGUAUGCGAAGUAGAAGAGGAUAAGACGGAGCAGAAGGCAAGGUUAUGA